This is a messenger RNA of Babesia bigemina, 2709 nucleotides long. RefSeq names its product HISTONE DEACETYLASE HDA1, putative. The transcript has a single exon. Gene Ontology annotation, cellular component: histone deacetylase complex. Gene Ontology annotation, molecular function: kinase activity; histone deacetylase activity. Lineage: Eukaryota; Apicomplexa; Aconoidasida; Piroplasmida; Babesiidae. The record is from RefSeq and is a predicted model, not a curated record. Bases 1 to 2709 code for a protein of 902 amino acids. Gene Ontology annotation, biological process: inositol phosphate biosynthetic process; chromatin organization.
AUGGACCCACCGGAGCUUGUCGCAAUUUGCUGCGACGAGAAGACGAUGUGUUCUCGUCGGCACUGCGACACCAGCGGCCGUGGUCACCCGGAAGAUCCCACCCGGCUGAAAGCCAUCAUCGAUCUGCUGCGGCAUGGGAGGAUCAAUCUGGAAUCCUACGGUGAGCGUUUCCUCGCCGACUUCACGCGAACGUAUGCGUGCCGGCCGGCUACGCUCGAGAUGCUCCUCUAUUGCCACACUGAGAGCCAUGUGAGGCGUUUGAUGGGAUUCUGUCACGAUGUGGAGGAGCUCAAUGCGGGAUGUGCAGCUGACGACGUCUGCUGCCACAGCGACUCCGACUAUUGUACUUCGUACCCCGUCGACGAGGACACGUACGUUACCAAAGAAUCCGAACGUGUCGCCCGUUUAGCCGUGGGCGGGAUGACACAUCUAGCUGACGUAAUCAUGGGCAAAGCGGAUAUGUAUUCAGAUAUGCAACCUGAGGACGCUUUUGACACUGCCGCAGACCAGCAAAGAGACCGGACCAGGGUUAAACGGGAAUCAGAGCCUGACAUCGACUCCAAUGAUCUGUCGUCGCAGUUGAAAGCUGCAGAAGGGGCGGAAAAUCUCCUGAAUAGUGGUGACACGGCAAAAGCUGCCAGUCAACAACACGAUUUGAGAAAAGAUCGCAACGUUGCUGUGGAGCAUGGUACAACUGUUGGAGCUGGCAUGGAGCGAAGUGACAGUAGUGGUAAAUCGCCGGCAGAAGAGCUCAACAAUUCCGAGUUUAUUGGCGAUGUGGCCGUGCAAUUGAGCGCUCUAAGUGUUUCGGAUGCGCAAGCCAACGUACCGCGCCGCAGUGGUGUCCGCAAGGGGUUCUCGCUGACACGGCCGCCCGGCCAUCACGCGACCCGAGAUAAAAUGAUGGGAUUCUGCUUGUACAACAACGUAGCCAUAACCGCGGUCCACUUACUGCGUAACCACGGGCUGAAGCGUAUUGCGAUAGUGGACAUCGACGUGCACCAUGGUAACGGCACGCAGGAGAUUUUCUACGAUAACGCGAACGUGUGCGUGAUAUCGAUUCAUCGAUACGGCACGCACAAUAACGCCUUCUAUCCGUACAGUGGUAAUUAUGAUGAAAUUGGUGGGAAAGGUGCCUUGGGAAGCAACGUCAACAUCCCGUUAACUGCAGGCUACGGCACCCAUGACAUGGUCUAUGCCUUUCAGGAAGUGGUGCUGCCGAAGUUGGAGCGCUUUAAACCGGAAUUCAUUCUUGUGUCAUGCGGCUUCGAUGCGGCGAUCCACGACUUCCUCGGCGGCUGCGGAGUGACCCCGGAAUGCUACGGGUGGAUGGCGCUGGAGCUCAGCAAGGUUGCUGAACGCCAUAGCAAGGGACGCCUGCUGCUAGCGUUCGAGGGCGGGUACAACCCCGCCAUAAAUGCAAGCUGCUCCGACGCCAUUUUUCGCACACUGAUUGAGUACGAGACCGACAGACGCGUCAAACGGGGGUGCGGCUACAACAGGUCCAAAGUAAGGAGGGGAACCAGGUUCGUUUGUAGCAAACUACGGGGGCUGUUAUUCAGCGGGGGCGAUUCUGUCGUGGAUACUUCGUCUUCGUUGAGCCGUUCAAGGACUCACAGCCCCCUCGCUCCCUCGGUGACGCCGUCGGCUCGUACUGCGCAGGUUGCGAGGCCGCCAGAUUUGAAGUGGACCGAGUAUCAUGGCCCGAUGACCAAGAACAGUUUCGUCAUUGCAGGCGGGCAUCCCAACCAGUUCCUGAUCCCUGUGAACGUGCCGAGUGGCGAUUUGUGCAAGAUUUGCAGUCCCAAUGAGGUGGCAUUCUACAGGUGGCUGUACAGAAUAAACGGCAUCGAUCUCGAGGUCAUCAGUCGCCCUUACCCGUACCUCAGGUUACCUUUCGCCAACGGAGUGGUGGAUGUCAGCAUUACGGGCUUCAGGCCAGUCACCGACUCUGCUGCAUCUCCAACCACCAAGCGCCUCAACAGGGCCAACGUGGUCCACUCACCAGAUCCCGUCGUAACUGAGGGCCUCAACUUGCUGAAACCUUUGAUCAGGUUCGUGGUGCAGUGCACUGGAGUGUACACCGAGAGUGUGUUCGCGGCGUGGCCUCUGCAGUACUCACACCGUGCCGCCGUGCGCCUACGCAAUGCCAUCCACGGCAUGCGUACCCCGUGCGUGAUGGACAUCAAAAUGGGGACUCGGCUGUAUGGCGACAACGUCACUGACUCAAAGCGCAUUGCCGAAAAGCAGUCGAAGGCGGAGAAGCGCUCUUGCAGCGUUCACGGCUUCCACAUCUCCGGCAUGUUCCACUGGUGCCGUGAGGCCAAGAAGCUCUUCUAUUUGCAGGGCAACGUGGCGAACACGCUGGAAACGCGCGCCAAGCUCUUGUAUGCCUUCAGGCUGUAUUUCGCCAGGUUCCAGGACACGCUGCUUUCGGUCCGGAUAUGCGAGAAGUUCCUUCAGAGGCUGGAGGAGCUGCGCAUGCUUUUCGAGAAGCAGAACCAGCUGGCGUUCUAUGGCAGCAGCUUGUUGUUCGUGUACGACUCUGGCACAGUGUCCACUGGCGCAGCCACCGAGUUGGCGAAUGUGCACAUGAUCGACCUCUCACAUGUUUCGUACAACACCGGAUGUAUUGACGAAGGCUACCUCCUGGGGCUGCGCACGCUGAUAGAGCUGCUCCGCGAAACACGGAAAUCCCUGGCAGUCUGA